AUAAGUGCAUCGGUCCCAUUAUUCCUAGUCGGGGCAUUAGGCAAGGUGAUCCUAUUUCACCUUAUCUUUUCAUUAUUAGAGCUGAAGGUCUAUCACGUUUGUUACAAAAGCAGUCAGUAUGGAGGAGGUGACGGGCUGUCGAGUAGCACGCGGAGCACCAGAAAUCAGCCAUAUGUUUUUGGCAGAUGAUAGCCUCUUUUUCUUCAAAGCUACAGAUGCUCAGGCAACUCGCAUCCAUUCUAUUUUGAGUAUUUAUGCCACCGCAUCAGGACAAUAUAUUAACUUGAAUAAAUCUACAGUUUGCUUUAGUCCAAACACAUCUCCCUUAUUGCGUGCUAGUAUUUGUGCUCAGCUUGGAAUAACAGAGACGGAAGAACUUGGAAGAUAUCUUGGCCUUCUAGCUUCUUUAGGGCGGAACAAAAGAGAAGCUUUAAGAUAUAUCAAGGAAAAAACUUGGAAGCGUCUCCACUCUUGGAAAAAUAAACUUCUUACGCAAGCAGGAAGGCAGGAUAUUCGAAAGGUUGCGGAUCUGAUUAAAGAUGGAGUUUGGGACUGGCAAACAAUUGAUUCCAUUUUUGAAGUUCGAGACCGUCGGCUUAUUCAAGCAAUUCCUCUCUCACACUCUGCCCAAGUUGAUAAGCUCAUUUGGGCUAGGGAUAGGUCAGGUCUAUAUUCGGUAAAGAGUGCAUAUCGUAUGCUAACAUGGGAUGAGAGUGUGGUCAAUGACAGCACGCACAACAGCUCGAAAUCAGUGUGGCGGAAACUCUGGCGAGUCCACACCACACCUACUAUUCGUAAUCUCAUUUGGCGUGCUGCAAACAACAUAUUGCCGGUGCUAGAUAAUCUCGCACGUAAAGAGAUGCCGAUUCAAAAUACAUGCCCGUUGUGCCAAUCCUCCGAGGAGACGGUGUUGCAUCUCUUUGUUUCUUGCAGCUUUGCACGACAGACCCGGAAUGAUAGAGUUUGGCGGGGUAGAAACUCGGCCCCAAUAGGUACGUGGCUAAAAGCUAAAGCUCAUUUUGAGGAGUGGUGGUCGUUAGCUCCGCCAAUUGCAGGAACGCCAGAGGGGGCCACAGGAAGUUCAUGGUCAAGACCACGUGAUGGAUUUGUGAAGGUCAAUAUUGAUGCAUCCACAGGCUUGAUUGAUGAUAUGAUGGGAGUGGGUUUCAUCGCUCGCAAUGAACUUGGAGUAUUUUUGGCGGCCAAGAAUACAUCUUUCAGGGGCAGCUACGGUCCCAGGGAGGCAGAGGCGGUGGCAGUUAAGGAGGCCCUUAGUUGGAUCAAAUCAAAAGGUUGGAUGCAGGUAGAGAUUGAAAUUGAUUGUAAGGAGGUUGUGGAUGCACUGAAUAACCCUUCCGAUGAUUGGUCUUAUUUUUCUUCGAUUAUUACUGAUGGUCUGCUAAUAGUCAAGCAGCAAGCAAUUACGAGUACUAAUCCCCGCAAAGAGCAGUUCGCAAUGUCCGAUCUCAGUUCUUCCCUCCCCGCGGCCGCCGCCGCCGCUCUGAGCGCAGAGGAUCGCGACGACUUAGUUAAUGUGUUGAAGAAUAAGCUUCAGAGUUUGGCUGUGCGGGAGUCCGAUAUGCUGAAGAAUUUGACACCGAGUGUACGGAAGCACGUAGAAGCCCUGAAACAGAUUCAGAACCAACAUAAUGAAUUAGAGGCCAAGUUUUUUGAGGGGAGGGCAGCGCUUGAAACUAAGUACCAAAAGCUAUAUGAACCUCUUUACACCAAGAGAUAUGAAAUAGUGAAUGGCAUUGUCGAAGUUGAAGGUGUUAGUGAAGUGUCUGGUGAUCGGGGAGAUGACAAGGGAACUGAAGAAAAAGGCGUGCCCAACUUCUGGCUGAAUGCAAUGAAGAUGAAUGAGAUAUUGACAGAAGAGAUCACAGAGAGGGAUGAAGAGGCUCUAAAAUAUCUGAAGGACAUAAAGUGGUCUAGGCUUGAUGGUACAAAGGGGUUUAAGCUUGAGUUCUUCUUUGACACCAAUCCUUUCUUCAAGAACACUGUCUUGGUGAAAACAUAUUACAUGCAUGACGAUGAUGAGCUUAUAUUGGAGAAGGCAAUUGGGACCGAUAUUGAAUGGCAUCCAAGUAAAUGCCUAACUCAAAAGGUCCUGAAGAAGAAACCAAAGAAGGGUUCAAAGAGUGCAAAACCAAUAACUAAAACUGAAAAGUGUGCUAGUUUUUUCAACUUUUUUAACCCUCCUGCAGUUCCAGAUGAUGAUGAUGAGGAGGAAGAGGAGGAGGAUCAGGCCGAAGAACUCCAUGAGCAGCUGGAACAAGACUAUGAGAUCGGCUCAACUAUUCGAGACAAGAUCAUCCCUCAUGCUGUAUCAUGGUUUACGGGUGAAGCUGUUGAAUUGGAUGAGUUUCAAGAUACAGAAGAAGAGGAUGAUGAAUGUGAUGAAGAUGACGAUGAGGAUGAUGAUGAAGACUCUGAUGAUGAGUAACAAAAAAUGGUGUGAAGAGUCAACCGAGCGAACAUCCUCCGAUUGAAGGCCUGAAAAGUUAUACUCCGUACAUAUAUAGUCUUUGUUGUCUUUGGUCUCUACUUGUGCUUUUUUCCUUCUGGUUAUCAUUUUCCAUUUUUGGGACUUUAUUUUCCUGCCCAUUCGUUCCUGAGUAUUUGUCAAUUUUUUUUACUUUUGUCAUUAAAAAUGGUGAAUUUUGACUUCUAAUUAAAUAAAAUUGAUACUCGUAU
Cuscuta campestris is the source of this 2697-nucleotide messenger RNA. The record is from the annotation of a GenBank genome assembly. Lineage: Eukaryota; Viridiplantae; Streptophyta; Magnoliopsida; Solanales; Convolvulaceae.